Molecule: messenger RNA, 1494 nt
Organism: Aspergillus steynii IBT 23096
Lineage: Eukaryota; Fungi; Ascomycota; Eurotiomycetes; Eurotiales; Aspergillaceae
Product: putative MFS transporter
Exons: 5
Coding region: 1-1494 (497 amino acids)
Biological process (GO): transmembrane transport
Cellular component (GO): membrane
Molecular function (GO): transmembrane transporter activity
Source: RefSeq, a predicted model, not a curated record
AUGGGCGCCUCAGUCGACCACGAGGAACUUCGCAAACCCUCGAACGACGCCAUUGAACACGUCGAGGCCAAGGAGAAGCCUCAUCCUCUAGAGAUCGAUCCAGGAAUUCAGAUCGAUGCGGCCACAAACAGGCGUCUCUUCUGGAAGAUCUCUCGUCGAAUCCUCGUCAUCCAGGUUGUCACGUACUUCUGCCAGUCAUUGGACAAGGGAGUUCUGAACUAUGCAUCCAUCAUGGGAAUCAAAGACGACGCACACCUCAAGGGCCAAGAGUAUUCUUGGCUGGGAACUAUUCUCUACCUGGGAAUUCUGGCUGGGGAGUAUCCACAGAAUUUCCUGCUACAAAAGCUUCCCCUGGCGAAGACACUGGCCGUGAAUGUUUUCCUCUGGGGUGCGGUUGUGGCCUGCUCAGCAGCCUCGACUCGCUUUGCGUCCCUGAUGGCUGUCCGCUUCCUGCUGGGCUUCUUUGAGAGCUGUGUCCAGCCGGCCAUGAUGCUAUUAACUGCAAUGUGGUACAAGAGAGAAGAACAGUCGGUGCUGAACGCGGUCUGGUAUUGCAUGAGUGGUGUCCAGCUAAUGAUCGGCGGCCUCCUGGCCUUCGGUGUCUCCCACUUCACAAACGGACCCAUAACGAGCUGGCAAUUGCUGUUCCUCGUCCUUGGACUCGCCACCUGCGUCUGGGCCUUUUUCAUCGCCGUCUUACUCCCCGACAGUCCGUUAUCCGCCAAAUGCUUCGGCGAAGAGGACCGCAUGCUCAUGCUAGAGCGCGUCCGGCAUAACGAAACCGGCAUCGAAAACAAAGAGUAUAAAAAGUAUCAAGUGUGGGAGGCGGUCACAGACCCGUUCGUCUGGUGCUGUGUCAUGCUCAUCACGACGGCCAAUCUGAUCAUCGGUGGCCUGGGGGUCUUUUCCAACUUGAUCAUUCAGCAGUUUGGCUUCUCACUUCUCCAGACACAGCUCCUCAACAUCGCUCAAGGCGCGUGGACGAUCAUCUGGAUGCUUGGUUCUGCAUGGGCGGCCCAAAGAUUCCAGCAGACAUGUGUGGUUAUGAUCCUGUGGGCUCUGCCAGCUAUGGCCGGCACAAUCGUCAUUCUCGCCGUCACGCCCACGGCCUCAAACGCUGGGGGCAUGCUCAUCGCCUUCUACUGCACCCAGCUUUUCACCGCCGAAGGCAACCUGAUCAUCUCGUUGGUGACGCGCAACAUCGCCGGCCAGACCAAAAAGGGCAUCACCAUGACCUUGGUCUUCGUUGGCUGGGCUGUCGGCAACCUGAUCGCUCCCCAGAUCUUCCGCGAGAAAGACGCCCCUCGCUAUCUUCCUGGCUUCCUGGCCCAUAUCAUCAUCUAUGCGGUGUAUCUGGGUCUUGUCGUGGUCACCAGAGUGCUUCUCAUGGCUCGAAAUCGGGCCACAACUCGCGCUUCACCUGAGGUCUCUCAUGAUCUGGCAUUCCAUGAUCUAACUGAUCGUGAAAAUCCCAACUUUCGCUACGUGUACUAG